Molecule: messenger RNA, 469 nt
Organism: Cokeromyces recurvatus
Lineage: Eukaryota; Fungi; Mucoromycota; Mucoromycetes; Mucorales; Mucoraceae
Exons: 4
Coding region: 48-323 (91 amino acids)
Source: RefSeq, a predicted model, not a curated record
GUCUUACCCAAUUCAGUAAUAAUUAAUGCAAUGCUUCCGGUUGGUUCAUGAUUAAAAUCACCAGUUUUACUUAUUUAUUUUUACUUACAAUAGUGUUGUCAACUUCCUUUUUUACCUUUGGUUACGCUUUGUACACUACUUUUGAGGUCCCCAAAAAAGUUUUCUCUCCAGAAAAGCAAUUGGGUGAUUUUCUAUUUGAAGUGUUUUUUUUCCCUUCUUUGUGUUUGAUCCUAUUCCGAUUUUCGAGUAUCUUCUGCACUUUAUUACCUCACCUUUUUUAUUUUGUUUAUUCGAUUUGUUUGUCGACUUGCAUUUUUGUUUGAUUUUUUUUAUUUCUCGCUCAGGGCUUUGCAAAGCUGAAGUAGUAGUCAUCAUAGCAUCAAGUGCUUCUAUUUUCUCUUUUUUUUAUCUUACUAAUAAUUCCAUAAUUUUAUGCAAUCACAAAUAAAGUUGUCCUUCUUUUUUUGCC